UAUAUAUACAUAUAUUAUACAUAUAUAUAAAUGUGUGUGUGUGUGUGUGCGUAUAUACAAUGUAUAUACAUACACCACUCCUUCCCACUCGUCGUGAGUCGUCAUAGAGUCUAAGAACUGUCCUAGGGAUAUUUGCGGUUCGUGUUCUCAUUCGUUCGUUAAUUGGUUGCUUGGUUCUCUUCGUAGGUACCAUGACCGAAACGGUGUCGCGAUUUAAUCGGUCGCGAGAUCGCAAGACGUCUUUGACGUAUCGUCAUUAUUCGUCCAUUCUUUCCCUUGAGAAGGGAGAGAAGGAAAAAAGAACGCGUGCGGUUGUUCUGUCACCAUCUCAACGAAAAAUGUCAUGGUCGUAUGACUUUUCGAGAGAAACAAAAGAGAAAUGGUAUCAUCGCGAUGAUACCUGAUUAAGUUGGGAAGGUGGUUACGGUUAAAUCCUCGCUUAUAGUUAUUAACGACACGAUGUGACGACGAGCAAGCCCGCCGUGAGUCGCGCGCUCGUACGGUGCGGUUGCGCGCGCACACACACGCGCAUGCGCCGGCCGCGGCAGAGUUGCACUCGUAGUGCAAGUUCGACGGUCGUAAUAGCGGUCCGACGGUGACUGUGGGUGCGUCAAUGGCGGCGGCAAUAGCUCUAUGAUAAACAACACACCAAAGGAUGAUGACAAUGAUGAUGAUAUAUAUGACUUGUCGUAUUAAUCUUCUCGUUGAUGAUGAUGACCAAGAUAAUGCGCGCUCGUUCUCUAACGACAAUGCAUCUAUUCUUCCUAGACUACUUUUUCUCCAUCCGUUCGUCCAUACGCUUGCCCAUAAGUCAGUCCGUCUGUCCGUUCGUUCGUCCGUCCGCCCGUCCGUCCGUCCGUCUUUCCGUUCGCUUGUGCGAUGUAUAAACUCGCGCGUGCAUCGUUAUAUGGAUCGUGGAUCGAAGCGUUACCACACGAUUCUGGACAUGCGGAGAGAGUGGCGAUGGACAGUCAACCCUUUAGACAACCCAGUGCUAAGAGACGAGCAUCGGUAACUUUCGAGAUUUGAGGGAGAUUAAAUCAACAUAUUGGUUGCUGCUGUACAAAAAUACUGCUGUUAUUUAACUCUGGCAUCUAUACGUGUAUUCUACUCUGACUUAGAUUUCAUAAGAAGAAUCGGGGGAAUCGUCCUGUUAAAUUGAUUUUCCAUCUAAAAGUAUUCUAGAAUACAGUAAUGUCACGAGACUAUGAUAGAAGAAGAGGAGGAGGCGGGAGCAGUAGCAGCUCGAGCAAACUUAGGAUGGACACUAGCGUAUCCCAGACAAGACCACACGGUGAAAGUUCGAGCAAAAGGAGGGAAUUAGAUACCGUCAUGCGAAAAGCUCGUGAGUCUCAGUCGAGCUAUUGGAAUAAAAAACUUUUGGAAGUAGAAGAACGUGAUCCGAAUAGAUGGCGACACAGUGGAUAUAAAGAACUUUAUGUCGGAGGUACAUCAACUGGAGAACCAAGCAGAAGUCAUCCACGUAGUCCGAGAAGCCCAAGACCAAGAAGUCCUCACAGCCCACGACCACGUAGUCCGCGUGCUAGAAGCCCUAGGUCACCACGAGAUCGUUCUCAUACAAGAGGAAGAGCUGCGAGAAGUCCUAGUACAGGAAGCACCUGCUCGGACAGAUCAUGCUCUGUUUGUUCGCCUAAGGAACGUCGUCGUAUUGCACCACCGUCUCGUUCGCGUUCAAGAUCAAUUACCCCCAUACGCGCGCGUCCACAUCCCAAAGAGGUCGUACCUUCGAGUUCACGUGCUAUACCACCUCGAACCAGACCAAGGUCGCCGCCUCUACCACGUCCUAGAACACCCCCACCGGCUCCUCAACCUCCUCCGAGACAUCAAAAAGAUUAUAAAGCUUUGAAAGAAAAAGAAGUUAAGGUUAGACGCAAGGAGAAACAUCAUGGCAGGUUACCAGAAGAUCCACGUGUUCCAGACCCUAUACCAUUGAUGCGCAAACCUGUUAAAGUAGAAAAAACACAUUCAAGUCAUGGAGCACCACCGAUGAUGCGACAGCCACCAGAUUCGUCACCCAGUGAAGACAGUGACAGUUCAUCUGCAACAUCACAUACGGGACCACCAAGAAUGACGCUUUCCGAACGAUUUGGUAAAAUGGCUCAAUGGAGCGUAGAUAGAAGAGACAUGGAAAAUAUGCGUAUCACUAAGGACGGGGAGAAUGCUAUGAAAGUGGUAAUAGAGGGUGAAGAAAGAAUUGCUAGAUUGGGUUAUGAAUCUCCACCUCCAGGACAUUAUCCUGAAUCGUUAUUAGCCCAAGGACCAAGAGGUUUAGAAUGUUGGGACGAUGUAAGAGUUCGAUACGAUUAUUAUAAAGCAAGAGGAUAUUUACGUGACCUCACAUUAGACGAUUACAUCAAAUGGGAGGAAUGGUGGUACAAAUACCAAGAGUGGUUAGAGGCUGAACGAUAUUAUGAACAAUGGGCCUCUUCAAAUCGUGCUUCCGGAGGAGGUCGCAAAAGGCGUGGACGACGAAAUAAUCCCACUCAUUAAACGAUAAAAAAACAAAACAAAUAAAUAUAUAUAUAUAAUAUUGAAUAUAUAUAUAAUAAUAUUGAAACAAUAAUGAUAAUAAAUAAUAUUUAAAAAGAGAAGAAAACAAAUCGAUUACUAUAUUACCGCGGUACAAGCUUGUUCUAGAUUAUUUUAAAUGGAAUCUUUCUGUCGUCGACAUAUGUAUACACAUAUAAUGUUUCUAAUUAUUUACAUAAAACACGUAUAGUUACAUAUUUACGUUA
Molecule: messenger RNA, 2756 nt
Organism: Polistes dominula (European paper wasp)
Lineage: Eukaryota; Metazoa; Arthropoda; Insecta; Hymenoptera; Vespidae
Source: RefSeq, a predicted model, not a curated record